Hibiscus syriacus is the source of this 821-nucleotide messenger RNA. RefSeq names its product 40S ribosomal protein S9-2-like. Gene Ontology annotation, biological process: positive regulation of translational fidelity; translation. The coding region runs from base 96 to 689 and encodes 197 amino acids. Gene Ontology annotation, molecular function: rRNA binding; structural constituent of ribosome. NCBI's taxonomy places the organism in Eukaryota, Viridiplantae, Streptophyta, Magnoliopsida, Malvales, Malvaceae. The record is from RefSeq and is a predicted model, not a curated record. The transcript is spliced from 3 exons. Gene Ontology annotation, cellular component: cytosolic small ribosomal subunit.
UCGUAUAUAAUGAUCAUACUUCGCCUCCAUCUAGCUUUCUUACCUCGGCUUCUUCCCUUUUCUUCCAUCUUCUUCGACGUGGAGCCGGCCCAACCAUGGUUCACGUCAGUUUCUACCGCAACUAUGGAAAGACCUUUAAGAAGCCACGACGUCCGUAUGAGAAGGAGCGCUUGGAUGCGGAGUUGAGACUUGUAGGAGAGUAUGGGCUCCGAUGUAAGAGGGAGUUGUGGAGGGUUCAGUAUGCUUUGAGUCGUAUCCGUAAUGCUGCUAGGGACCUUCUCACCCUUGAUGAGAAGAACCCUCGUCGUAUUUUUGAAGGUGAAGCACUUCUUCGUAGGAUGAACAGAUAUGGACUUUUGGAUGAGAGCCAGAACAAGCUUGAUUAUGUCUUGGCUUUGACUGUUGAGAAUUUUCUUGAGCGUCGCUUGCAAACACUAGUGUUCAAGAGUGGUAUGGCCAAGUCGAUUCACCAUGCUCGUGUGUUGAUCAGACAAAGGCAUAUCAGGGUUGGGAGGCAAGUUGUGAACAUCCCAUCCUUCAUGGUGAGGGUUGACUCACAAAAACAUAUUGAUUUCUCUCUCACAAGUCCGUUUGGAGGUGGCAGGCCAGGAAGAGUGAAGAGAAGGAACCAGAGAGCGGCUGCAAAGAAGGCUGCCGGUGGAGAUGGCGAUGAAGAAGAAGAUGAGUAAACCAUCGGCAACCCUUUAAAAGCCCAUUUCUUUGGAACUUACAUCCUCCAUUGUCAUAGACAUGGUUUUGAGUUUUACUUGCUGAACAUUGUAGUGGAUCGUGAUAUAUGUUUUGCAUUUACUAUUGUUGUU